AAUCAGCUAAAGUUUUGUUCAACCUUAAUUUAGGGGCUAUAAUUGGAGAUACCAUUGUUUCUGGUACAGAAGUUCCAAGGACAGAGGGUGUGUCAUCACCUGAUUGGCUGGGGGAAUUAAAAAAAUGUUUUGAGUUGGUUUCGCGUCUCUCGUCAUGCCAUCUCUCUUUCUCUCUCUCUCAGCAUUGUAAACGAACGGAGGAGGCUUGAAGACCAUCCAGUCUAGAGGAGAAAUGUGGGAUUUGGAAUCGGAGAUUCAAGUGGCCAAAUCUCUUGGUUUAUUUGGCCUUGUGGCCUAUUCGUAUACUUGGAUUCACUUUAACCCGUCUCCGGCUAAUUUGAUGUUCAUUUCCAGUUUAAAGCUCUCACCCAGUGUUGGAAUUGAGACCGUCUUAUCUCAGUCUCUUUGCCAGCUAGUUUUGCAACGAUACAGUAUUUUUUGGGCAUAUCCAUCUAUUCCAGAACCUACAGGCAUCUCCGUGGCCGCUUCUGGAAACUGGCUCUGGGAAAGCUUGUUGGAAGCCACAGAUGCUGCUGUGGCCAAUACACUGCAGGUUCUUCUUCAUCAGGACGAGAUUUACUCUCCCUGGUUUUGCUCUUUAUGCUUUGUUCCUUGCCAUAGCUUUGACGAUUUCAUCAUGCAUUUCAAGAGUGACAACCAUCUUUUGCGUGUAAGCAUCGUUUCCCUUGGCCUCCACAUGUAUUGUUAUAAUACAUUUGUCAUUGUCUUGUACUGCUUUUCAAUUACAAUGUAUCAUAUUUGA
This is a messenger RNA of Camelina sativa (false flax), 763 nucleotides long. The record is from RefSeq and is a predicted model, not a curated record. NCBI's taxonomy places the organism in Eukaryota, Viridiplantae, Streptophyta, Magnoliopsida, Brassicales, Brassicaceae.